This is a messenger RNA of Pseudogymnoascus verrucosus, 2669 nucleotides long. RefSeq lists its product as uncharacterized. The record is from RefSeq and is a predicted model, not a curated record. The transcript has 2 exons. Gene Ontology annotation, cellular component: plasma membrane; cellular bud neck. NCBI's taxonomy places the organism in Eukaryota, Fungi, Ascomycota, Leotiomycetes, Thelebolales, Thelebolaceae. The coding region runs from base 798 to 2471 and encodes 557 amino acids.
GUACGGAAUAGCGGAAAUUCAGGGUACGCUUACACGCUCACAGGGCACUUUCAGGAAACUUUCAGGUCACUUUCAGGGACAGCCUCGUCAAUGGUCCCUUGCAGUAGUCGGCCUCACCUCCUGAGUCGCGAUCUGUUCCUCGUCGCUCUUUAAAAUCCUGUUCUCUUGCAUAUUUAUAUAUAUAAAUAUAAUAUAUCCAGUAUCAUUGUCAUCACUGUGGCAAAUCGUAUACGAACAAUCUACUUAUAUUAACCUCCUCGUCAUCCGCAUGAAAUACGAAAUCUCUCGUCUCCUCCCGCUCCUCUAGUGAUCAACGCUCACCCGGCUACAGUCAGCAACCAAACCUUGCACAGCCCGCCUCCCACCCCCAACCCCCCAUCGCUCCGCGUUUCAAGUCCGCCCGGUGGAUUGGAAUUUGCCGUGGGUUCGAGUGAGAGCGGGUAAGAGCAACGCUGUGGCGGUACAAGAUCGUCGCCCGCCCAAUUUCGACACUUGAAGAGUUGCCGAAGGCAGGAGAGAAAAAAGAAACUCGGGGUUUAGUUUCCCUGAGCCUGAGCAUCGAACCACUUCACGAUCCGCUGGUUCCAACGACGGCGUACAGCGACAUACGACGGGCGCUGAGCAACAAGACUCGAGGAGGGAUGGGUAGACUGGGCUGAUUGCGACAACACCUUGCUUUCCUACGAUUGUUCAACGACGACUUGACCCGAAUCCGAAAAGCGAAACAAAGAAUAAAACAGAAACAGAACAGAACACAAACAAACGAGGGUGCAUUUGCACUCGGUCGAGUCGCGAGGAUGCCGACAAUCGAUGUAGCCAUGGCGCGCAGUGUGUCGCGGGAGAUGCUUCUGGGAUUACAAAACAGAGACCUUGCGGAGUCGGCGAACAAUGUCAAGACGUCCUUUUCGAGUUGGGAUAAUUGUAUGAAGGCCACAUACUGCAAAUGGCCAAUAAUAGCCGCCAUCAUCGUGGGCGGACUCAUCGUUCUGUCGGUCGUAUGGUGUAUCGUCCGCUGCUGUUGCUGCGGUAUGUCAUGCUGCUGCUCCUGCUUCAACUGCCUCAAGUGCUGUGGCAACUGCUGCGGCUGCUGCGACUCUCCCGACAAAAAACACAAACAUCUCGACGAACCGUACUUCCCGCCGGCCUUCGCCCCUCACAGCGGAUACAAGGCCCCAGACCCCAUGAUGUCUGGUGGUGGAGCUCCCGGUACCCCCUUCUCGCCCGCCCCGUCAUACGCACGCUUUGAAACUGGACCAAACGGAAUGGCUAUCGACCCCCCCAAGCCCGUCAACGACGAUGCACUCCCCCCGAUGCCCAGCUGGGACUCAGCCGCCAAACGCCGUAUCAGCAUAGAAGAUGAGCCCGGCGCAGUUGAGCUUGGCGAACUCGACCCGGUAACUGGACAACGAAUGCCCCUUAUGACAGGCGCUGCAGGCGCAGGCGCAAUCUCUCGAACCAACAGCCCAGGAAUUGGCACUGCAUCCGCAGGAGCGAGUCCCUACGGCCACCCGAACGGCGGGGCAGGCGGAUACAUGUCACCUGGACCCAACGGCCGACCAAACGACCAGUUCUCGCGCAAUAACUCGAAUAAUGGCUACGGAGGCGACCAAGGCCUCUCACCUAUUGGACCCCCCGGGCAAGCUUACGGUGGACGCGGAUACUCACCACAGAACCAGAACCAAUUUAUCGGCCAAGCGCAAGGGGGACCUGAUGAGCAGUACGGAAAUCACGCUAUUGGGAACGCAUAUGGCGACGACAGACAAUCGCCAUACCCCGGAGAUAAUGGCGGUCCCCAGGGAGGUGCCUUUGGCGUAAUGCCAGCACCUGGCUUCGGACAACAUCAACGAAACGAUAGCGGUCAGCGACCUUUCACUGCUGACCGCGCGCAUGUACCUGCUGGUCCGUUAGGUGGUGGAGGAUACAGCGGCAGCGACGAGUCGUAUGCGAAUGCGCCGCGCAUGGGCAGCCCGCCAAUACUAUCGAAUACGAGCGGUUACGGGCCCCGUGGCGGAAGCCCGCCACAGGGAGGCUACAGGGGCGCGACUCCAGUUGAUUCAUCAGGAGGAUACAGGGGCGGAAUGGGGAUGCCGAUGCCGAUGCCGCAACGGGUUGAUUCGCCGCAGGGAGGAUACAGAGGGCCACCGCAACGAGUAGAUUCGCCCCAAGGCUUCAGAGGGCCGCCGCAAGGGUUUGGAGGACCACCACCUCAGCAGAGGAUGGGAAGCCCUGGACCAGGACGGGGUGGAUUCGGGCAGGGCCCAGAGAGGAGAGGAAGUCCCGGACCGGGACCAGGAGGGUUUGGACAGGGUCCCGAGAGGAGAGGGAGUCCAGGGCCCGGACCGGGAGGGUUUGGACCGCCUAGACGGACUAACACGGGAGGGAUGGGGAGCCCCGCACCACCGAGCUAUGCUAGCCGGAGUCCAGGUGGUGGGAAUGGAGGUGGUGGCGGUGGAUAUGGAGAUAGGUGGUAGAGAGACGGGGAGGUUGAAGUGAUGGGGAGGAUGAUGUAGAUGAUGGGGGAGUGAUGUAAGUGAGAUUGGUCACAACACACGGCACGGCACGGCACGACCGCUGGACGCGGCGGGAUACCCUUUUCUUGUAUAUGUUUGUAUAUUCUAAGGUAGACGAUAGGGAUGGAGAGAUAUGUAAAAUCUACCGUUACUUCUGUC